CUGAGUUAUUUUCCCUUUUUCUCUAUUCAUUAUCCAUAGUUGUUUGACCAGUAAUAAAGAAUAGUUCAAGGUGAGAAAAUAGUGGAUGGGAAUGUAUCAAGGCUGUAGACUGUUGGGGCAACACAGAAAGAGUAAUGCAAAAAUUUCUACAUUUGAUUGGAUAACGACAGCUAUUUCUGUAAAAGUGUAAAACACAACUAGUGUAAUCAAGUAUUGUCCAUUUCCACAAAUAAACAAAAAGGGCAAUAGACCAAAUACGUAUCUCUUCUUUUUAUUCUCAAGGAAAAAGAGAGAGAGAACCAUCUUUAUUCAAAUAGAAGCAAAUUUAUGAGCUCCGGCUUUAUUUCUGUCAGAACAACCAAAAAAAAAAAAGGAACCCUGUUGCGCAAUGAGUCAUCCUUAUUACCCAAAAGACUUGUCCAUUCCUGAUUAUGUGCCUAAUCUAAAAAGUCAAUUAGAACUAUUCUUGAUUAUGGGAGGUGUGUUUGUCUGUCUUGCGGCUGUCUUUUAUAGAUUAGGACAGAGUAGUGGAUCCCCUUUGAAAUUCAUAUGGUUUAUGAUCUGUGGACUGUUGCAUUGUGGUUUUGAACUAUACUAUGCCUUGAAUGUAGGAUAUAUUGCUGGUCAAAACAAUCUUCUUGCACAACUCUGGAAAGAAUACGCAAAAGGAGACUCUCGAUACGUGAUUUAUGAUACAUCACUUUUGGCACUGGAAAUCAUGACAAUAAUUAUCUAUGGACCCCUUUGCUUCCUUACGGCUUAUACUAUUUGGAUCAAGUCAAGCAAACAGUAUUUCUUUCAACUCGUUGUUUCCAUGUGUCAUUUGUUGAGUUGUACACUCUAUUUUCUAACUGAAUUACCAGACGCUGCCCAUUGUCAUCCGGCUUACUUUUGGGGAUAUUUUCUUUCAAUGAAUGCACCUUGGAUUAUAGUUCCUUUGCUUUGGAUUGUUCAAUCUUAUAAACACAUCAAUCGAGCCUUUGAAAAUAGAAUCAAAACAGAAUAAACUGAUCCUCCCAAGGCAUGAAUUUCCCCCCUU
Messenger RNA from Rhizopus microsporus ATCC 52813, 1039 nucleotides. RefSeq names its product Emopamil-binding protein. Gene Ontology annotation, biological process: sterol biosynthetic process. Gene Ontology annotation, cellular component: membrane; endoplasmic reticulum. Bases 389 to 1006 code for a protein of 205 amino acids. Gene Ontology annotation, molecular function: steroid Delta-isomerase activity; cholestenol delta-isomerase activity; C-8 sterol isomerase activity. NCBI's taxonomy places the organism in Eukaryota, Fungi, Mucoromycota, Mucoromycetes, Mucorales, Rhizopodaceae. The record is from RefSeq and is a predicted model, not a curated record. The transcript has 3 exons.